AUGUCGAACCUCCGAACUCGCUGCCCACUGUCAGAGGACAAUCGGUCGUUUUCCGACCACUCGCUCGUGACCUUGUCCUUAGUGGCGGCGGAAACCGAGAAGGAGGCCCGGCGGGGCCCGGAAAGGAUCGGGAGCUCGUCAACCAUCUUGUCCAUUCGCGGGGCAUUUACCGACACGUCGGGGGAAACGGGCCCGGAGAUAAGCUUCGGGCCGGAAGCCCGUCUUGAUAUCGGGAGGGAGGGCUUUUGGGCCGGGGUGUGUGAAACCGGGAGCUACACACACAUACACACAAACACACCUUUUGCCGAAACCAUUCUUGGGGUUUUCAAUGCAGCAGAAGCUGAGAAUUUUGCCGUAACCGGUUUCUUUACACCAAUGUCCUCGACUGAAAUGUCGGAUAACUUCUCGUUCGAAUGGCUCGAGGAUUUGUGA
Striga asiatica is the source of this 432-nucleotide messenger RNA. The record is from the annotation of a GenBank genome assembly. NCBI's taxonomy places the organism in Eukaryota, Viridiplantae, Streptophyta, Magnoliopsida, Lamiales, Orobanchaceae.